AUGGGGUUGGGCAAACUGUCAAUCCGCAUCAAUGGCGCCGACUGUGGCGCGGAGGCCCUUCUGCUUGGUGUCAUCACCAGCAUUGGGGGUUUCCUCUUCGGAUACGACACCGGUCAAAUCUCGUCCAUGCUCCUCUUCACCGACUUCAAGAAACGAUUCGCUACUGGUGACAUUGGCCCGGACGGCAUCCCCCAAUGGGUUCCCACUACACAGUCGCUCAUGGUCUCGCUCAUGAGCAUCGGUACCCUCAUCGGCGCUCUCUCCGGUGCUUACACGGCCGACUGGUGGGGUAGACGAAGGAGUUUGAGCUUCGGUGUUGGUGUCUUCAUCGUCGGGAACAUUAUUCAGAUCACGGCCAUGAACUCAUGGGUUCACAUGAUGAUGGGUCGCUUCGUCGCCGGUCUCGGCGUGGGCAACCUGUCCAUCGGUGUCCCCAUGUUCCAGUCCGAGUGCUCUCCACGUGAGAUUCGUGGCGCCGUCGUCGCCUCCUACCAGCUUCUCAUCACCUUCGGUAUCCUGAUCUCCAACUUGAUCAACUUUGGCGUCCGCAACAUCCAAGAGUCCGACGCCUCGUGGCGCAUUGUCAUCGGCCUUGGUAUUGGCUUUUCCCUGCCUCUAGGUCUAGGUAUCCUCUUAGUCCCCGAAUCUCCCCGCUGGCUUGCCGGUCGCCAGGACUGGGAGGGCGCACGCAUGUCCAUGGCCCGUCUGCGUGGCCUGAAGGACGACCCCCACUGCGAGCUCGUCGAGAAGGAUCUCCAGGAGAUGUUCAAGGUUAUCGAAGAAGAGUCCAAGACCGGCUACGGCACUUGGCUCGAAUGCUUCACCGGAUCAUCUGGCAUCCCCAAGACCGUCUACAGGACGCUGCUCGGAAUCUCUCUGCACUUCCUCCAGCAAUGGACUGGUGUCAACUUCUUCUUUUACUACGGCGCUACGAUUUUCCAGUCCGCUGGCAUUCAGGACCCUAUCAUGAUGCAGCUGAUUCUCGGAGCUGUCAACGUCGCAUGCACAUUUUUCGGUCUGUACGCCGUUGAGAAGUACGGUAGGCGAUGGCCUCUGUUCAUCGGCGCUGUCUGGCAGACCGCAUGGCUCACCGUAUUUGCCUCCGUCGGCACGGCUAUGCCUCCCGAAACCAACAGCACGACUGGAAUUGUCAUGAUUGUCUCUGCCUGCAUGUUCAUUGCCUCUUUCGCCAGUACAUGGGGACCUAUGUGUUGGUGCGUUAUUGGAGAGACUUUCCCUCUCCGCACCAGAGCGAAGCAGGCGUCUCUUGCUACGGCCGGCAACUGGCUCGGAAACUUUCUCAUCUCCUUCCUCACUCCCUACGCAACUGCCGGCAUCGGCUACGCUUACGGAUUCGUGUUUGCGGGCUGCAACCUGGCUGGUGCCCUGCUUGUCUGGUUCUUCCUCUACGAGACCAAGACUUUGUCCCUCGAGAACGUCGACCGCAUGUACAGCGACCCCAGCGUCAAGCCCUACUCUUCCAGCAAGUGGGUGCCUCCAGGCUACAUCACCCGAAAGCAGAAAGACAACUCGGCCUUGGAACCUGCCUCGGUGCACACCGAAAACACUGCCUUUGGCGAGAAGACGAGUGAUGACGAGAGACCUUUCGCGGAACAUCAUCAGUCCAACCAGGUGCCAUUGGCUAAUAACGUAUGA
Messenger RNA from Colletotrichum graminicola M1.001, 1656 nucleotides. RefSeq lists its product as uncharacterized. Gene Ontology annotation, cellular component: membrane. Gene Ontology annotation, biological process: carbohydrate transport; transmembrane transport. Lineage: Eukaryota; Fungi; Ascomycota; Sordariomycetes; Glomerellales; Glomerellaceae. The transcript is spliced from 3 exons. The record is from RefSeq and is a predicted model, not a curated record. Gene Ontology annotation, molecular function: carbohydrate:proton symporter activity. The coding region runs from base 1 to 1656 and encodes 551 amino acids.